This is a messenger RNA of Pichia membranifaciens NRRL Y-2026, 3204 nucleotides long. RefSeq lists its product as hypothetical. NCBI's taxonomy places the organism in Eukaryota, Fungi, Ascomycota, Pichiomycetes, Pichiales, Pichiaceae. The record is from RefSeq and is a predicted model, not a curated record. The coding region runs from base 1 to 3204 and encodes 1067 amino acids. Gene Ontology annotation, cellular component: cytosolic [4Fe-4S] assembly targeting complex. Gene Ontology annotation, biological process: iron-sulfur cluster assembly. The transcript has a single exon.
AUGUCCUCGCACAAAGAAUACAUCAACGAGUAUAUUGCCUCUUCAGAUCCAACUGUAAGACAAAAUGUCGUCGAUGAACUUGUGAAGUUGAUGCAAAAUAACAAGUUGACACUACUUAACUUUAUCCAUGCCCUACAGAUCUACAUUACCUCGACAAAUGAUACAACUAGGGUGUCAACUUUUUCGUUACUUUCCCAACUUUUAGGAAAGCUUCCAUCAACAAAGCUUUUCCCCAAAGAUAUCGAGGUGCUAAUGGCAUUUCUAUACUCGAAGCUUUUGGACAGACCUGUGGUUAAAUACGUUCUCUCUUCUAUGUACUCUUUGCUGACUAUGAAAUAUUUCAACUAUGAAAACACAGAGGAACUAAUGCAAAAAUUAAUUGAGAACUACAACCCUAAAGAACAUCCUCAGUCAAUUCGUUUACUUGCAUUGAAGAUAGUCAAUUAUCAGAUUGCUUCAAUUCCAGCACAAGUCUAUCCAAAUGAUCUGGCAAUCGACUGUUUUUUACAUGUUUCACAGAACGAAAAGGAUCCAAAUAAUUUGUUUCUUAUCUUCCAAGUUCUACAAAAAAUUUCAAAAACCCUAGACAUUACUAAUCACAUACAACCUUUAUUUGACACAAUGUUUAGAUAUUAUCCUAUAUCUUUCAAGUCUUCCACUGAGGCUCAAGAGAGUCAAGUAAACUCUUUGAAAGAUUCGUUAAACUCAUCUCUAGCCUCAAGCGAUUUGUAUGCCGUGGAACUUUUCCCUAACUUGAUAAGCAAAUACAAUUCUGCAACAUCAUCCCAAGUCAAGCUGGAUAUUCUAACCACUAUUGGAGUUAUUUCAAGUCUCUAUUCCUCUCGUGUGAUUCAAGAAAAUUUCUUGACCUUGUGGAAUACAUUAAAGUACACUAUCAUUAAUCAAGAGCUUGCACAGCUGAUUUCGAUUCCAGCUGUUAUGUCCUAUUACGAAGAAUCAUCAAACGAGUCUGAUCAAAUUUUUCAUUCUUCAUUGAUUGCAAUCAGAUCUCUUUCGACUAAUGUGAGUAACGAUCAGAAACUAUUGGUUUACGACGACUUGUCCAAAAACCUUAUUCUUUCAGAGAGAAAUCGUCGCUUUUUACAAUCAUAUCUAACAUUGGCAAUUAUUUCUUUACCUUCCGAUAAAAAAAAAAGUGAUGAUGAUGAUGAUGAUGAUGAUGAUGUAUUGAGAAAAACUCUCAGUGCCUUAUUUUCUUCAGACCAACCAUUAGAUCAAGUCAGAAACAAAAGAAUGAUACUAGUUGCAUUGUCUUAUUUUUCGUCGGACCCUACGUUUAUAUCUCAGUUGGUUCCUUUCCGUGAUGAAAUUUUGAACAUACUUCAAUCUUCAUUAUCAACGUCUGCAUUGGAAACAACAUUGCGUACACUAGCAGUGCAAUUGACUGCUCACUUAAUUUUAUCUCCUUCCAUUAUUUCCCCUUCUACGGGCAUUGAAUUUGGCUUGUUGGAUGAAGAGCGAUCAGUUUUGAUAGGCAAACUAGGAGAGCUAUUGAUAGAAAAUGGUUUGCUACCAUCCAGAGACUUUAAUGUUGUGAUCGAAAAAGCUUUGUUAAUUGCAUUAUCUAAACUAGCAAAGUCCUCUAGAUGUGAAAACGAUAUUUUGAAUGAAGUGGCCAAUAUCAUAUUGCUGCAAUUCAAUAAUUCUGAAUCAUCUUUACAUGAAAAGUGUGUCUUAUUGAACUAUUUGAUAAAGUUAGCGCAAACCCCUUCUUUGGUCCAGAUAAUUUCCAUUAGACUAGUAAAUCUUUUGCCACAUGAUGGACACGAUUUGAACGAAUUUGAUAUUCCUGUUGAAUUGAUUCUUCAAGCCUUGUUAUCAUUGUUCACCUCUUUACCACUAACUCAUGAUAUGAAUACAAUAACGAAAAAGUUCUUGCCGCUGUUGUCGGCAUAUAUCUUUAAGCCGGAUUCUAAUGUGAACGAAGUUCAACUUACAUAUGUAUGUGAGCUUGUGCGUCGUAUGGUUGCCGGUCUCAGUGGUGAAAUUGCUCUUGCUACAAUACUAGUGCUGUUCCGAGCUUUUAAAACUUUGUUGAAUAUGGAAAAUCUUGAACUUCCAGCUGCUCUCACGUCAUUAGGUGAUCUUGCAACUAUGGAAUCUUACGCGAAAUAUAUCGGAUACCAUCAUCUACCUAUCCUCCUAUCUGCGAUUCAAGGUUUGAAUGUUGAUACUAAUAUCAGCUCAAAAGUUAAUUUUGGAAGUCUUGUAGAGUUGUUGAUCAGUAUCUUGGACAAUCAAAAAGAGAUGACAGAUAUGACACGGCUCCAAAUCUUGGUGGGACUUGGUGUUAUAUUCAACAAGUAUUUAACCUGGAAUGAUUUUACCAAUACUUUUGGUGAGCCAAGACAAUCAAGCAGUCUAUCUUCGGAUAAGCUUGAAAUUAUAAUUUGGUGUUUAUAUGGUUUGGUCCUCAAAUGCAACUCAGAUGCAACGGAAUAUUUUGUUGAGCUGCUAGGUACUUUAAGUUUUGUGCAGGCAUCAAAAGCAAUCAAAAUCAUUUUCACCACGGUUACAGACGUCGCCGAAAAUUCGGGCGAAGGUGACGAAAUUGAUAUCAGCAACGGCUUGGACAUUGAAGCAGAACUCAUCUGUGUAUAUAAGAAGGAAAAAACAGGUUUGAUGAUGGUGAGGAACAAAAAUAAAUAUGCUGUGUCAAAUCUCAUACUGAGAAAUAUGUGGAAACAAAGGAUUUUGGAAGUUAUGCUUGUGAGGAGAACUGAAGACGACUCGAAAAUGAAUGUUAUUCUACCUUUGGUUCUAACCUACCUUCCAGAAGACCUCUAUUCAUCGCAUCUUGGAACAUUAUUACCUAAUCUCAUUGGUACUGUUGAGUCAUCAGAUGAUCAAAAGGUAGUCAUUGCAGUCUUGAAAAUUGUGUCCAAUGUGGUUCUUGAGCAAUCAGGAAGAGAACUUCUUAAACCAUACUUGAAUAGUAUAAUGGAGAUUAUCCUGAAAAACGUUGAGGAUCUCAACAAACAAUGUUCGAAGGGCUUAAAAAAACAAUCACUACGGUGCUUACUUGGAAUGUGCUUAUUUGACUUACCUGCUGUUGUCCCAUACAAGAAGCGGGCUAUAAAGGCUGCACACCUCACUCUCAGUGACAAAAGUCGUAGUGUUCGUCUCUUGGGUGUUUCUGUGAGACAAGCUUGGGAAGACUUGGGCGUUGAUUUAAGUUUAUAG